Molecule: messenger RNA, 1451 nt
Organism: Salvia hispanica
Lineage: Eukaryota; Viridiplantae; Streptophyta; Magnoliopsida; Lamiales; Lamiaceae
Product: putative serine/threonine-protein kinase CST
Biological process (GO): protein phosphorylation
Molecular function (GO): ATP binding; protein kinase activity
Source: RefSeq, a predicted model, not a curated record
UCCAACACUAAUUUCCAUCCACACCCUUUUCCAAUUUAUGUAUAUAUAUAUAUAUAUAUACAUAAAAAUAUCAUCUUUAUUCCAAAAUCUGUAAUUCCUUCAACCAAAUUUCAUUCUUUAAAGUCAAAUUCUGAGGGAGAAGGAAUUGCUUAGUCUUUGAAGUAUUGUGGGAGUUGGGAGUCAAGUUAUUCAAAUGGGAAAUUGCUUUGGAUCUCAGCCAGCUGCGGAUCCUAUCCUUUUUCCUGCUAUUAAUAAUUCCAGUGGACCAUCCACUCAAGCUACUUCGGUUAAUCAUAGCAAUGGCGGAACCACAGACAGCAGCAGAGGGUUUAGCCAGAUUUCGAAUGGUGUGAGUGAUGAUGGAGGUGUUGUUAAUGGAGAAAUACUGCCUACUCCUAAUGUCAAAGUGUAUAGCUUUGACGAUUUGAGGACUGCUACCAAGAAUUUCAGGGGUGAUAUGAAGUUGGGGGUGGGUGGUUUUGGGACAGUUUAUAAGGGAUUUGUGGAUCAGCAUACACUCCUCCCGUCGCGACAAGGGACGGGGAUGAGCGUUGCCAUCAAGAAGCUCAACCAGGAAAGCACUCAAGGCUUUGAUGAAUGGCAGGCAGAAGUGGACUUUUUAGGCAGGCUUUCACAUCCUAACUUGGUGAAGCUCUUGGGAUACUGUUUGGAAGAUCCAGAGCUAUUACUCGUUUACGAGUUUAUGGAGAAGGGGAGCCUCGAGAACCAUCUUUUCAGAAGAAAUGCUGCAAAUGAGCCUUUAUCUUGGAACAUACGGCUCAGAAUAGCCAUCGGAGCAGCAAGAGGCCUAGCCUUCUUGCACUCCUCUGAAAAGCAAGUCAUCUACAGAGACUUCAAGGCGUCCAACAUUCUGCUCGAUGGCAGUUACAACCCAAAAAUAUCUGAUUUCGGACUAGCAAAACUAGGGCCUGCAGGCGAGAAUUCUCAUGUAACGACUCGAAUCAUGGGCACACACGGCUAUGCUGCACCCGAGUACAUUGCAACAGGGCAUCUGUAUGUAAAGAGUGAUGUGUAUGGCUUUGGCGUUGUGCUGCUCGAGAUGAUGACUGGGCUGAGGGCGCACGACACUAGACGGCCUACUGGGAAGCAGAGCCUGGUUGAGUGGUUGAAACCGGACCUCUCCCAUCGCCGGAGGCUCAAGGCACUAAUGGAUAGUCAGAUGGAAGGGCAGUACUCGUCCAAGGCCUCGUUUGAGGCUGCAAAGCUCACACUUAGAUGCUUGGAACCGGAGCCCAGGAAGCGACCCUCAAUGGAGGAGGUUGUGGUGGAGUUAGAACGUAUUGCAGCCAUGAGUACUUCUCAUCGACCACCGAGGACUCAUCAUGCCGGCACCGGGGGAAGAUGACCGAUUGUGGGAUGAUUGUUUAAUAAUCUUCAUGUUUGCGCCAUUUUGACUGUAUCAUAUAUAGUGUAUUGAAUUUGUUUGUUAA